Messenger RNA from Dermatophagoides pteronyssinus (European house dust mite), 1293 nucleotides. Its product is annotated as 26S proteasome non-ATPase regulatory subunit 2-like. The record is from RefSeq and is a predicted model, not a curated record. NCBI's taxonomy places the organism in Eukaryota, Metazoa, Arthropoda, Arachnida, Sarcoptiformes, Pyroglyphidae.
AUGGCAUACAUCAUAAAAGAGUUGGAAAUCGAAGAUGUUAAAGGAUUAGAAAAAAUAUUUAAACGAGAGAAGAAUAAAUCCUCUUCUUUUUCGGAAAAUCAAAAUAACAAAAAUUUCAUGAACGCGCUAGGUUCAGCUUUGGUACACUAUGGUUAUGGCAAAGAUGCGUUAUUGAGUGUUGAUGAUCAAGCAUUCAUAUCGACUACGCGAGAUAAAAGUAUGAUCUCAGCUGUGACUUCUUUAGGAAUUUUGAACGCUUAUAAAAUUGAGGAAGGAAUUGCCAUUUUAGACAGGUUUCAGUACUCUGAACUGCCGGCUGCUAAAGCUGGUUCUUGUCUAGGUUUUGGACUUUUAUUUUCCAAUAUGAAAGACGAAUUUGAAACGGCUUUAAAUCUUAUCUGUCCGUCUCUUGAUUCUCCUAACUUAGACGAAAUAGCUAAUGCUUGUUUGAGUUUGGGAUUUGUAUACAUGGGUACUCAAAAAGCGGAAAUAGUUCAAUUAUUCUAUCCUAUAAUACUUGCUUAUUCUGAACCAAAUCGAAUAAUAAUUAUCACAUUUUCAAACCACUUCCUUCAGCUCGACAAUGUGUUUGCGAAGCGAGCCAUCCCGAUAGGAUUGAGCUUAACAUUUGCUUCAAACCCAAAUCCAUUUGUUCUUGACAUUCUAGCUAAGCUAACUCGUAACGAAGAUGGCCACAUAGCUAUAAACUCUAUCAUCGCAAUUGGAAUUGUAGCUGCAGGAACUAAUAACGUUCGAGCGAUGAACAUUUUAGUAGCUCUGACUUCAUAUUACUCAAACGACCCCAAUGCAAUAUUAUCCAUUGAAUUUGCUCAAGCUUUGAUAUAUAGUGGAAAGGGUUUGUUGACUGCUUCGCCGCUAAACGAAUACAAUGGGCUCAUUAACGAACGAAGAUUGGCUUUUCUUCUAGUAUUUUUAGUUCAAAUCAUGAUGCACAAAGAAGGAAUGCUCACGAAUAAACUACGCGAGCUUUUUUUCACAAUAAUCCCUUCUUUGUAUCCACGAUGGUUGAUAACGCUCGAUUCUGACCUUAAACCAACACCGGUUUCUGUAAGAAUAGGUAAACCGUUGGACACUGCAGGUAUGCCUGGAAAACCCAAAGUAAUCUCAAGCUUUUAUUCGCAUCAGGCGCCAGUAAUUCUGCAGCAGACUGAAGCUGCUGAGUUAAACACGGGUGAAUACCAGCUGUUUGCUCAUACGUUGACUGGUAUCGUUUUGUCGAGAAAAACCCCUCCUCAUCAACUCAAAGAAGCAAACCACGUAGUUGAAAUCUAA